AUGCGACGCGCUACAGCUAUCUUCAUAGUUAUAAACGCGACCAUCAUUCUUUACCUUCUUCACGCAUGCAGCACCCUAAUCGGCCUAUUGUUCGAAGAUGGUGCAGCAGACAUUAUUAGCUCAGAAGAGAUACCCGCACUAGAGACUAAAUGGAGCAAAAAUUCUACGCAACUAAUUCCAAAAAUCAUCCAUCAAACCUACAUCAACGAAAGUAUACCGAGCCAGUGGAUCUUGAGCCAAAAAAGCUGUUUGAAUCUCCAUCAAGAUUAUGAGUACAAGUUGUGGACAAAUGUUGAGUCUCGCAACUUUAUCGCUUCACAAUUCCCCUGGUUUUUAAAAAAUUUCGACGACUAUCCAUAUGCCAUCCAACGGGCCGAUGCCAUCCGAUACUUCGUGCUUGCCCACUUUGGUGGCAUCUACAUUGAUCUCGAUGAUGGAUGUAAUCGACGACUCGAUCCUCUUCUCGCCUUUCCAGCCUGGUUACGCCGCACUGUUCCGACCGGUAUUUCCAAUGACGCUAUGGGUAGCGUACCCCAGCAUCCGUUUUUCCUUAAAGCUAUCAAUAGUCUUCAGACCUACCAGCGCAACUGGGGUGCACCAUAUUUAUCGGUUAUGUACAGUACAGGUCCGCUCUUUCUCAGUGUUCUCUGGAAGGAGUACAUGCACGGUUAUCGCCCAGCAGAAGAGCAUGUAAGAAUUUUGACGCUCAAUAACUAUAAGGGUUUUCCGGAAAGCUUUUUCAACGUCACAAAAGGCAAUAGUUGGCACAGAGAAGAUGCAAAGGCAGUCCUAUGGAUGGGAAAACAUUGGAUGUUGCUGACCGUCUCCGGGUUUGCUGCAGCUAUAGUCAUAGGAAGUUUUCUUUGGAUGUUAUGGAAUCGGAUUUUCUCGCGACCCACUAAGAGCCGGCGAUGGAAGAGUGGUGCACACUAUGAACUUGUUGAUCGUCAGGCAUAG
Messenger RNA from Blumeria graminis f. sp. triticale, 957 nucleotides. The record is from the annotation of a GenBank genome assembly. Lineage: Eukaryota; Fungi; Ascomycota; Leotiomycetes; Helotiales; Erysiphaceae.